Drosophila novamexicana is the source of this 740-nucleotide messenger RNA. It is a transcript of the gene Coa8, whose product is annotated as APOPT family protein CG14806, mitochondrial. Gene Ontology annotation, cellular component: mitochondrion. The coding region runs from base 62 to 607 and encodes 181 amino acids. NCBI's taxonomy places the organism in Eukaryota, Metazoa, Arthropoda, Insecta, Diptera, Drosophilidae. The record is from RefSeq and is a predicted model, not a curated record. Gene Ontology annotation, biological process: intrinsic apoptotic signaling pathway. The transcript has 3 exons.
AUCACUAGUCGCGGCAGUAUUUACUUAUGUACAAACACACAUGACAAACUAACUAAUAGAAAUGAAUAAAACCCUACAGCCUCGGAUAUUGAUAAACUGUUUAAAACACUGGUCACGCUGCUAUGGAACGGAACAGACACAAGCAAAGGCACAGGCACAGGCACGGCCGAAAAAACGUUCUGUGUGCGUUGGUCUUACACAACCGCCAGAUGCGCAGUCGGUGAAAACGGAUUAUAUUGGUCCGCCGGAUCCGAAAUCCAAUCUGCGGCCGUAUGUGCGGCAUUACGAUGAGAAUGAAACUGAAUUGGCCAAUAAAUUGCGACUCUUACGCAUUGAAGUUGAGAAAUGGAAUAUGGAUUUCUGGACCAAGCACAACCAACGGUUCUAUGAGGAAAAAGCGGAUUUCAUACGAUUGCACAAAUUAAGCGGAAACGAUGAGCUAAGCGCCGAUCAAAUGAGUGUUUUUUAUAAAACCUUUCUUGACAAGAACAGACGCAUCCAUAUGAUGUACAAUAUAUCGUGGUAUAUUAAAAAUUUUGACAUGCUCACAUUAGCGUUUGCCGUGGAAGUGCAACAAUUAUUUAACCGAAUUAGGAAAAAGACGUAGUCAACAUCUAUUAAUGUACAUAUACACCCAAUGACAAGUCGGUGUACACACAUAUUAUGUUAAUUGUUGAAGAAAUUUAGUUAAAUUGUUUCACUACAAGAACAAAAAAGUUUUAUGUAAAUAUAAUAUAUAA